AUGUUCCCCAAUCGACAUCCAAUUCAACCGCCUGCUAUCCCCUCCGCUCCCUCUGCCACAGAAAGUCCUCAAUCAACUCAACUUACCUACGCCUCGGCGGAUUCUUCGAGGUCGAUGCAUAAUCUGGUCGACGCAGCCAACCCCCACGCUGCAGAAUCGGCGCACCAUCACCACCCGCCUAAUGCACAUAAUCUGAGGCCUUCUCACUACAAACUUCCAGAACAACACCCUCGCCACGUGGAGAACGGGCGGACAUAUCAUGGCUACCGAAGAGGAGUGUAUAUGCUGCCGUGCGACGACGAGGAACAAGAUCGCCUCGAUUUGUUCCACAAAGUCAUCACUGAAGCUCGCGUGGGCGACGGCUUGAUAUACGCCCCCCACCCUCCGAAUGCGCGCGUGCUGGAUCUAGGCUGUGGCACAGGAAUCUGGGCCAUCGACGUUGCCCACCGAUAUCCCGACGCCUUCGUGGCUGGAAUGGACCUCGCCGAUAUCCAGCCGGAAAACUGCCCGAAAAACUGCGAUUUCUACGCCCCGCGCGACUUUGAGUUUCCCUGGGCGCUGGGCGAGGACUAUUGGGACUUGAUCCAUAUGCAAAUGGGCUGUGGUAGUGUGAGCAGCUGGCCAUCCCUGUAUCGCCGGAUCUUCUCUCAUCUGCGGCCUGGCGGGUGGUUCGAGCAGGUGGAAAUCGACUUUGAGCCGCGAUGCGAAGAGCGCUCGUUGGAGAACACCUCCAUGCAUAAAUGGUACCAGUACCUGAAACAGGCGACCGAGAUGUCGGCGAGGCCCAUUGCGCAUAGUGUCAGCCAGACCAUGGCCGCGCUGGAAAAACAGGGGUUCGUGAACAUUGACCACCAGAUUGUCGGUCUCCCUUUGAAUCCGUGGCACCACGACGAGCACGAGAAGAAAGUGGGAAGAUGGUAUAAUCUCGCUAUUUCGGAGAGUGUUGAAACUCUCAUCCUGGCGCCUUUGUACCGGGUAUGGGGUUUUUCACACGAACAGAUUCAACAAUUGGCCUUGGACGUGAAGAGGGAAGCUUAUAAUAAGGACAUCCGCGCCUACAAUAUACUGCACAUUUACCAAGCGAGGAAACCUGACAAGCCGGCUGGAAAUUGA
Messenger RNA from Talaromyces atroroseus, 1113 nucleotides. RefSeq lists its product as hypothetical. The transcript has 2 exons. The coding region runs from base 1 to 1113 and encodes 370 amino acids. The record is from RefSeq and is a predicted model, not a curated record. Gene Ontology annotation, molecular function: methyltransferase activity. NCBI's taxonomy places the organism in Eukaryota, Fungi, Ascomycota, Eurotiomycetes, Eurotiales, Trichocomaceae.